AUGGUUUUCAUUUUGAGGUUGAGUAAGACCAACAAGCAGCAAAUCAGCUUCCUCUCACUUGCUCUCCUGUUGUUGUUCAUCCUUCAUGCUUUCAACAUCCAAACUCAAGCUCAGGACACAUGUUGUUCGAGUUGUGAUGAUAGGUGGUAUUCUUGUAAGCUCACUGUUGAUUUGUGCGCAGAAUAUUACAUAGAUGGUUGUCCUAGGUACGAUGACUGCGACAACGAAAGAAACUCGUGUUCCAUAACAUGUGACCCGGAUAAUGCUUCGUACGACUACUGUCCGUGGCCACAGGAUCUAAACCAAUGUUGCUCCCUCUGUAACCAAGCCUUGGAAGGUUGUCCUGGUGAUUACAACGACUGCUCCCAGGCGACAACUAGCUGUUAUGAUGCUUGUAAAAGUCUUGGUGCCACUUGUGCUUGA
This is a messenger RNA of Oldenlandia corymbosa var. corymbosa, 423 nucleotides long. The record is from the annotation of a GenBank genome assembly. NCBI's taxonomy places the organism in Eukaryota, Viridiplantae, Streptophyta, Magnoliopsida, Gentianales, Rubiaceae.